UGAGCGAUGAAGAUCUCCCUGGCAGGCUUCUGCAUCAUCACGCUGGUGCUUGUGAUGUGCUGCUUCGCCGUGGAAGCAAAAGCCAAAGCCAAAGCAAAGAAGUGUAAGGCCCCUCUUAGGUGGAGCCCGAAGCUUAAGAAAUGCUUUAAAGCGAAGGUAAAUAAACCAAAAAAGAAGCCAACUAUGGCAGCAGGAGCCACCACGGCAGCUGUAGCGGCAGCAACUGCAGCUCCAGCGUAGAAUCUUUUACCUUUAAUGAUCAUGUAUGAAUAAAUAAACGAGAAGGGAAAGGGCACAUUCCAA
Messenger RNA from Drosophila takahashii, 303 nucleotides. RefSeq lists its product as uncharacterized. The record is from RefSeq and is a predicted model, not a curated record. Lineage: Eukaryota; Metazoa; Arthropoda; Insecta; Diptera; Drosophilidae.